Messenger RNA from Bipolaris maydis ATCC 48331, 816 nucleotides. RefSeq lists its product as uncharacterized. Lineage: Eukaryota; Fungi; Ascomycota; Dothideomycetes; Pleosporales; Pleosporaceae. The record is from RefSeq and is a predicted model, not a curated record.
AUGGGAGGCAUUCCCUCUGGAUAUACUUGGGAUUUUGGAAGUUUUGUUGGUAGCCACAUGGACCAGCAUCGGCAUCUUUGCAGGGGGGUGCACGCCACCAGGCAAGGUGUCACUUGGAUUAGCCAUUCACAAGGCCAAGCCCACAGCCUGGCACGUUUGGAGCCAUGCGACAAGCUGUCUCAAGCACAGAUGUUGACCCGUCCUCACAUUGACAUGCAGCGGACUCAGCCUUCGGAUGUUGAACUACAGAAACUUUGCACCGAGCUAGCCAUCCCUGUUGCCGUGCUGGAGCUGGUAUGCGAAACGAACUUGCUCACUCACUCUGGGGUAAUUAUAACACAUAUAAGAUUUGCUUACCAGCUGCUCUACCGUCUCUGCAAAUCCUCAAAUCCUCAAAUCCCAUUCUUGACUACCACCAAGAUGGCUGCCCAAACUACCCACCAAGAUAUCACCUACCCUUCUACACUGCGCACGGACGAUGAAGGAAUUACCGUUGCAAUGCAGCCAAUCACAUACUAUCCGCUAGCCGAUCACGGAGCGCUACCCGUCGACGGGCAGCGUAUUGUCGAUACGACGCCGGCCGCCCCCACCAGCACUCCACCAAAGCCCUACCAGGCUGCUUCUCAUCAGCUCACAAGCGACAACUUAUCAAAACACGACAAGGGCUUCGAUCCUCUGCUAGAUGCCGCCCAAAAGGCCGCCAAGGCAUUGGAUUUACAGCGAGCAGGCAACGAGCAGGGCUUCCAUCUCGACCUUCAUCACUACACCAACCAUCGGUUUGAUCUCAAUGGCUGGACCAGACAACAAGCGCAAUGA